This is a messenger RNA of Klebsormidium nitens, 1535 nucleotides long. The record is from the annotation of a GenBank genome assembly. NCBI's taxonomy places the organism in Eukaryota, Viridiplantae, Streptophyta, Klebsormidiophyceae, Klebsormidiales, Klebsormidiaceae.
CCUCAUCUUCUCCAUAACUUUAAGCCAACAGGAUCCUGAGGCGCAGUCCUUCCAGGUUUCAGGGUUGUUGCACCAGAGGAAAAGGGGAAUUUGGUUUUGGGCCUUCGAACAAUGGACAUGGACCACAUCACCAAUGUCAUGGAGCUUGAGCCGCUGGCCAAACAGAAGCUCUCAAAGGUGGUUUAUGAUUACUAUGCAUCUGGAGCCGAGGACGAGAACACACUCAAGCUGAACCGCUUUGCGUUUGAGCAUUAUCGUCUGAAGCCCAGGGUCCUAGUGGACAUUAGUGACCAAGACCUGAGGACCAGCAUACUGGGCCACGAAAUAUCCAUGCCCAUAAUGAUAGCCCCCACAGCUAUGCACAAGAUGGCUCACCAUGAAGGUGAGCUGGCGACUGCGCGGGCGGCGGCGGCAACGGGCACAGCCAUGGUGCUGUCGGCCCAUGCUACGUCGAGCAUCGAGGAGGUCGCCUCGACCGGACCCGGCCUGCGCUUUUUCCAACUCUAUGUGUAUAGAAACCGGGCACUCGUGGCGCAGCUAGUGAAGAGGGCUGAACGGGCCGGGUACACAGCCAUCGUCCUGACAGCUGACGCACCAAGGCUGGGUAAACGUGAAGCUGACGUCAAGAACAGGUUCCAGAUGCCCGCUGGCAUGACUUUGAAGAACUUCGAGGACCUGGGCGCAGUUUCUUCCGAAAAGGCUUCCACCAAUCCAGCCCUGGCCUCCCUCUACCUUGCUAGUCAAUUUGACCCCUCUCUUCAGUGGAAGGACGUUCGAUGGCUCCAAAGCGUCACGUCGCUCCCCAUCCUUGUCAAAGGCGUGAUGACCGCAGCCGAUGCAAAGCUCGCUAUCAGCCACGGAGCUAAGGGCAUUAUUGUUUCGAACCACGGGGGCCGCCAGCUAGAUCACACCCAGGCCACGAUCCAAGCUCUCGAAGAGGUAGUGCUUGCUGCGGACGGAAGAGUUCCGGUCUUCCUCGACGGAGGCGUCCGGAGGGGGACGGACGUCCUCAAAGCGCUUGCUCUAGGAGCGAAGGCCGUUCUUGUUGGUCGGCCGGUGCUUUACGGUCUCGCCUCCGGUGGGCAAGCCGGCGUAGAGAAAGUGCUCACUAUGCUGAAAGACGAGCUUGAACUGGCAAUGGCACUCGUCGGCUGUCCGUCCAUCAAGGAUAUCAAGCGCUCGUGUAUAGUUACACCGACGGACCGGUUGAGGGAAGCGAUGCCGUCAAGUAAGCUUGCACGCUUGUAAUCUGCGGAUGUAGCUAGAUGAAGUUUGUACAUAGAACUUAAGCACCCUUUCGUUUGCGAGAGGAAGUGUAAACAUAUCGUUUUAGACCGCUAAACAGAAGGUGGCGAUACGUUAGUCCGGACUAAUUAUGGACGUCCAACCAAGAGUCGGCCGAUCUUCAGAGGACAUCAUGGCAUGCUAUACACUACUGUACAGCAGCGGCAGCCUGGCAGUGGCAGGCGCUAAUUCUGAACAUUGCACGCUGGUAUACGUUCGUUCGUGUUCGAUUCAAGUUCGUCAAACGGGAC